GUUGGAAGCACCGGUAUAUAUAUACGACAACGUGGUGCUGGUCAUAUAGGGGUUGAUGGUGAAAUAGAUUUAUUUUUGUUUUAUAAAGGUAUCUGAUCCAUAUACAAGGUCAUUAAUUUCUUCAACGACAUAAUCUAUCAGGGUAAAGAUGCCAGUGGUUCGCUCGUUGACGAGGGCUGCCAAGCAGUUUGUGCAGAGACCCAUCUGUGGAUGUCAGACCUCAUUCACAUCUGUUCGGUUCAUUGGCUUCUCUCCUCGCCAAGUGACGUCUGAUGCCAGUUUUCAUUCUGUAUCCUUCUCCGAGACCGACAAUCCUCGUGUGCUUAUCACAGGAGGAUUGGGUCAACUUGGAGUUGGUCUUGCAAAAUUGCUGAGAAAACGGUACGGAAAGAAUAAUGUGAUUCUGUCUGACAUCCGUAAACCCCCAGAUAAUGUCUUCUACAGUGGACCAUUCAUCUAUUCUGAUAUUCUGGACUAUAAGAACCUUCGUGAAAUAGUGGUUAACAACCGGAUAACGUGGCUGAUCCAUUACAGUGCGUUACUAAGCGCCGUUGGUGAAGCAAAUGUUCCUCUGGCAAGAGCAGUCAAUAUCACUGGACUGCACAACAUUCUAGAUAUUGCUGCUGAACAUGGACUAAGAUUGUUUGUUCCUAGCACUAUAGGGGCAUUUGGUCCCACUUCACCCAGAAACCCAACUCCUGAUCUGUGCAUUCAGAGACCAAGGACUAUUUAUGGUGUUUCAAAAGUCCAUGCUGAGCUAAUGGGAGAGUAUUACCACUACAGAUAUGGAAUGGACUUCCGAUGCCUCAGGUAUCCUGGAAUAAUUUCUGCAGAUUCUCAGCCAGGAGGAGGAACUACAGAUUAUGCUGUCCAAAUCUUUCAUGAUGCUAUCAAGACAGGGCGAUUUGAAUGCAACUUGAAACCAGACACACGUCUGCCCAUGAUGUAUAUUGAUGAUUGUCUAAGGGCUACAGUAGAGAUUUUGGAAGCUCCAACUGAAGCACUUACCAUGAGGACUUACAACAUUAAUGCAAUGAGCUUCACACCAGAGGAACUUGUUCGGGAAGUUCAGAAGUACAUGCCUGAACUGGAGGUUGUUUACAAAAUGGAUGCUGUCCGGCAGGCUAUUGCUGACAGUUGGCCAAUGAACUUUGAUGAUAACAAUGCUCGGAACGACUGGAGUUGGAAACAUGAAUAUGACCUCCCCGAACUAGUCACGACAAUGUUCAACCACUUGAACCCUGAAACACUGGCCUUGCAAGCAAACUGAGUGUCUGUUACAAAGAGUACACAAUUACUUUAUGUCCAUACUUGUAAAAUUGCAUGUACAUCUAUAGCUCUUGCAGUCAAAUGUGAGCAACAGCACUCUACUGUACAGUAAAUUUCCUAACUAGAGAAUGCCAUACACUGUUCAUAUACUGUAGAUACAUAAUUUAUGGAACAUGGAAACAUUCUUAGCAAUAACAUUGUUAUGUAAGAGCAAUACAUCUUUACUUGAAAAUUAUUUUUUUUUAAAGGGCCAGAGAAACAAAGGUGCUAGACUCUAAUAGUGAUUUGUAUUGAGCAGCAUAUUUUCCUUGCUUGUAGGUGAAAUUUUUAGACUUUUUAAAUAUACAUAAACCAUUUUCAUAUGUCAUUGUAGUCUAUUCACAAACAGGAAGUCGGAAAAUAAUGUGAGGUGAACAGAGUAAAAUCUGAUUAUUUACUUGAAUUGGUUUUGCAUGUAUGUACUAUAGAAACUGUAUCUUCUACUGAGCUUGAGCUGGUACAGGUCUUGGUCAAUGAAUGACAUAUUUUAUGAAUUUUAUUUUUUUAUGGCAAACAAAAUGUAUGAGGUUUAUGUCCAGCUCUGACGAAUCUUAAAAUAUGCUUUGUUGCAAUACAUUUUAUUUUAAUUGUUAAUACUGUUUUUAUGUAUUUUUGUCCUAUAAUGCAUUUGCUGAUGGUGAACAUUCUAAAAAACAUCCAUUCUGUA
This is a messenger RNA of Bombina bombina (fire-bellied toad), 1975 nucleotides long. Its product is annotated as L-threonine 3-dehydrogenase, mitochondrial. The transcript is spliced from 9 exons. Gene Ontology annotation, biological process: L-threonine catabolic process. The record is from RefSeq and is a predicted model, not a curated record. Gene Ontology annotation, molecular function: L-threonine 3-dehydrogenase activity. Bases 149 to 1270 code for a protein of 373 amino acids. Lineage: Eukaryota; Metazoa; Chordata; Amphibia; Anura; Bombinatoridae.